UUUAAUAUUGCGAUGAUUGUCCGUCUAUUUGUUUGUGGAUACAUAUAAAAAAAAAAAAUUUACAAAUACCUCUGUCGCCCUCUAUCGGAAAAACGCCCAGGUUUGUCACUGAUUAGUUUUGAUUGUUCACUGCUAGAUGGCAAUACAGGUGUUCCUAAGUUUUUUUUUUUACAUUUCCAAAAACAAAUAGGUGAACAAGUAUUGUAAUAUUAAAAUAUGAGUGAGAAUCAUUUUUGAGCCCUGACCUCUUAACUUUUUAAUUAUAAAAACAAAUGGCUCCAUGUAGUGGUGAACAGGCCGAACAAUUUUUCAUUGUAUUUAACACUUUAUAGUAACGUAUCGACAAGUCGGUAAAAAAAAACAAGAUAAAUGACGCCAUCUAGCAGUGAAAAAAGGAACUAUCGAGGACAAACUUGAGCGUUUUCCCGAUAGAGGCGCUGACCAUACUCCGAAGUUAGUUCGGUCUUUUCACUGCCAGAUGGCUAUUCACUCGAGCGAAAUUAAUUUGAAUUUUAAAAAUAAAUUAAACAUUUGUAGCACUCUUGAAUAAUUAAUUUAUAUUUCCAUAAUACAUAAACGAUAUUUAUGAAUUUUUUAUGCAUGCCAAUAAUUCUCUACAACCAGUCGGAAUUGCGACAGGAAAUACGAUGCCUAAAACGGUACGGUUUAAUCGAACUUUGAAUAUAACAAUGGCAAUGUUUCUACGAGCAAUACCAAUACGGUUAGUACAUUGCAGAAGGCAACUCGAAAGGAAUAACAAUUCGAAAUUACGUUUCAGUCUUAUAUUCGGGAUAAUAUAAUUUAUAAUAUAACAAUUCCCGAUACCAUACGUGUAUAUAUAGCGUAUUUUAAUGAAGCAUCAAACAUUUUAACGAAACAGCCAUGGAAUAAAGCAACACAUUAACCAAAGGAAAAUAAAAUACUUUUCCAUAUUAAGACCAACGGUAAAUAUGUUCGUAAUAAACAUGGGACAGGUCCUAAAAGGUAGAGAACCUUGUACAUUGUUUCCAAAACAUGUACACGUUCCUGAAAAUGACUCGUUACAUCGCCCAACGGAUCAGAACUCUUCGAACAGACAGAAAUUUCGCUGAGAAUAAAGUUUCAUCCAUCUCUUCUUACGUUUAACCGUAGUUUUUUAGUAGAUCCGGCCCUGGGUAGAUCUCACGCCCAAACUUUCGACCGAUCUUUUAGAAACAUCCUGUAAAAGGGGUUCGGUUCAUUCGGUGUGUUGAUUCUCUCUCGGUUGCAGCUCGCGGGGCCAAGGAUGCGCGUGUGUUUGUACGCGUUUUCAUGCACACGAGUAUCCGCUUUGCGCGUGCGUGCACGCGGCUCCGAUUGACGUGGACGUGUGCGUGUAUGUGUGUGUUUUGUGUAUCCGUGGGCGCCUGCGUGUGCGUGUACGUCCAUCAUGAGUCAGAGCACCCAUGGUCGGUUCGCGUUUCGUAAUUAAUUCUCCUCGUUGACGAGAGAAAUGCGAGUCUAGUCCCGGGACCAACACACCUGCACGUUCCCGGGCCGCGCUUGUCCUCAGAGGACAUGCUCGUUGUGCCCGGUAAAUCGCGCAUCUUUCAUCAUUCUUCACCUCCCGCUCGACUUUGCUCCGUUUUCGUACCCACCGUCUACGGUGCGUCCAAGUGUUUCGUGUGUGUCUCCUCGUCUUGUUUUUCUUGAAAAAAACACCUCCUCGCGUAUCUCUGGCUCUCUUCUUCCCCGGGACUCUCGUGUCUCCUCUUUCGUGCAGCAACACGGGAAAGGAUCGUACGCUCCGGUGUCUCGAUCAUCCGACGGACGCGGCUACGAAUGCUCCCCGUUGAGUUUACAGUAUCGCUCUCAGCGGCGAUCGAACUUUCACGGGAAAGAAUGGACUGUGAAUUCGUCGACGAUCUCGUUGAUCGUAGUCGCCUUUUAUUUGCCGCCCUCUCCAACGAGUAAAACGGGUCGAGUCAGAUUACUUAAGUUUCGGAGGAAAGGAAUAACAGAAGUAACAUGGAACACAACAGAAAUAGGCCUAGCAGGCCGCGCCUUCGCUCCCAUGGAAAUUCUGCCCGAGUUCUGGUAUUCGAUCAGACAGAAAGCGAGGAAUCUGCUUGCAGUGGCGAGGGAGAUGUGCAGAAGCAUCCCAUACUACCUAAAAUGGAAAGCAAGGAAGCUCCAGCUCGGCCUGCCAGUGGAGAACUAUCGAAUCUGGUUCGAAUGAGGAACUCUGCGAUAGGAAAGUCUGCACCUUCUUUAUCUGUCCAUGUGCGUGAUUUUAACAUUCCGCGGCGUGCUGCUAAAGCAGCUCAUCGUAAAUCUUUUAUCGCGACAACGUCGCCCACCUUACCGAGAUGUCACUCGCCGCUAUCAGCAUUCGUCCCGAUUGUAGGCAGUCCCCUAGAGAGUCCUAGGAUGUCAUCCAGUCCACAUUUUGCUUUUGCUCCAAUUAAAAGGAUCGGUGGAGGUGCCACAGGAACCGGUGAUGGCAGACGAUGGUCGGUUGCUAGCUUGCCAUCCAGUGGAUAUGGCACUACACCGGGUUCCAGUAAUGUUUCGUCACAGUACUCGAGCCAAGAACGCUUGCAUCAACUUCCAAAUGUUCCGACCAAGGACGAAUUGCGCAUGCUUUCUUGCCAUUUUUCUAAACCUGGCACACCAUGUUCUUCGCAUCCGGGAUUUCCAGGUUCAAGUAUCUCCAGUAUUCCAGGCAACGUGUCUCUCAGUCAUGACGAGGAUGGUCGUAGAUCGCCGUUACACAGACCACGCUCGCGAAGUUUAAGUAGUCCUAGCCGGUCACCCGUACUGGACAGUGAAAUUGUUAUGAUGAACACCCUUUAUAAAGAACGAUUUCCAAAGGCGACACAGCAGAUGGAAGAGCGUCUGACCAAUUUCAUCAACGAAAAUAAGGAGUUGGACGAGUUCGAAGUAGUGGCGAAUAUGACUCAGGACUCCUUGCCGAUUUUACGAUUCGUCCAUCAUCAAGUAAUCGAAAUGGCGAGAGACUGUUUGCAAAAAUCUCAGGAAAAAUUAAUCACGACUAGAUAUUUUUAUGAAAUGAGCGAAAAUUUGGAGCAUCUACUUAUGGAGACCAAAGAGAAAUCUCUCGAAGCUGCAACGAGACUAACGGGGCUUAUCAAAAAAUUAUUGUUAGUAAUAUCGCGUCCGGCUCGCCUUUUGGAGUGCUUAGAAUUUGAUCCGGAAGAAUUUUAUCAUCUAUUAGAACAAGCCGAAGGCCAAGCGAAAAUUAACGCGGGAAUAAAAACGGAUAUACCUCAGUAUAUCGUUAACAAGCUGUCUCUCAAUAGAGAUCCCAUAUCGGAAUUGCAAGAAGAUUUGAAUAAGCUAGAAGAUUCGGCUAGUUCGAGCGACAGUAACUUACAAAUUACUUCGAGUCCAAACAAAGACGACGAAAAAUCUCAGCGCGUUCCGUGUGAAAGUGAUUACGAGGUACUGAAGCUCAUAAGUAACGGCGCAUACGGUGCGGUGUUUUUGGUUAAGGAAAAGACCACGAGGCUAAGGUUCGCCAUGAAAAAGAUAAAUAAAAAUAAUCUGAUGCUGCGCAAUCAAGUGGAACAAGUUUUUGCUGAGAGGGACAUUAUGAGCUUUACCGAUAAUCCGUUUGUAGUUUCUAUGUACUGCAGUUUCGAAACAAAAAAACACUUGUGCUUGGUGAUGGAGUACGUAGAAGGUGGAGACUGUGCGAAUCUCUUAAAGAAUAUCGGUGCAUUGCCGCCGGAUAUGGCUAGGUUUUAUUUCGCGGAAACCGUCUUGGCUGUUGAAUAUUUGCAUAGCUACGGCAUCGUUCAUCGAGACUUAAAGCCCGACAAUUUACUGAUUACGGCCCUUGGUCACAUCAAACUGACAGACUUCGGUCUUAGUAAAAUGGGUCUUAUGUCUUUGGCGACGAAUCUUUACGAGGGAUAUAUCGACAGGGAUACGAGACAGUUUUCGGACAAACAGGUAUUCGGUACGCCCGAGUACAUCGCCCCUGAGGUAAUACUUCGUCAGGGUUAUGGGAAACCCGUUGAUUGGUGGUCUAUGGGCAUUAUACUGUAUCAAUUUUUGAUUGGCUGUGUACCAUUCUUCGGUGAUACUCCGGAAGAGUUAUUUGCUCAUACAGUCAAUGAUGAUAUCGAGUGGCCUGACGAUGAAGACUGGCCUGUCCAGCCGGAAGCUAAAGGUAUUAUAACGGCGUUGCUGCAGCAGAGUCCUAGAGAUCGAUUAGGAACCGGAGGAUCACAUGAAGUCAAAGAACAUCCGUAUUUCUUUGGAGUGAACUGGAACAGUUUACUCAGACAAAAGGCUGAGUUUGUGCCGCAAUUGAUCAACGACGAGGAUACAAGUUACUUCGACACUCGUAUGGAUAGAUAUAAUCACGACAUAGGCGAUGACACCGACGACACCGAUGACUCUCCAUUGUUCGGAUCGUUCUCUUCGUACUCUCCUCAAUCUCGAAAGAUCUCCCAAACUCGUCCACCGCAGAUAAAUCCAGAGUCAGAGUCGGACACCUCGAAGAAACAAUUAUUCUGCAACGAGCUCGAACGCAUGGUCGCGCAAUUGUCAAUGGGAUGCGGUAACUCGGCGGUCACGCCUCCAUCCAAGUUGAUCGAAUCGACUCCGUCGGAAAAGAAUCGGUCCUCUUCCUCCGCCAAGAGCAUUUCAAGCAUGGAGACUCCGCCUAAAAUGGACAAAUCGAACGCCUCAUUCACGAGCCCUGCCACGGCAACGAGCACCGAGUCGCAGUUGACGGUUAUCAAGAACACUCAGUUAGAAGGGACGUCGGUCAGCUUGAGCACACCCGACUCAUCUCAAACGGAGUCCGAGGACAUCAGUCCGCAGAUCCAGAGAAAGAGACACGUGCAUUCCCGCGACAAGCUGCCCAGGUUCAGUAUAUCCGUUGAUGAUGACCACAUGUUGGACCUGGUCGCGGCAAACAGGGAUACGACCGAGGAGAGCAAGCAUAAUUCCAGCACCGACUCCUUCGAAUCGUUUACGGCAAUGCCGGUGAUUCUAUCGUCUGCAAAACAAAAGUCACGUUCCGUAAUCAAGUCUGCGUCCACCAGUGGAUUGUCGUUGGUGAUACCGACCAGCGAGUUUUCUUACGACACAUCCUUGCAUACUCAACCAAUCGAGUCACCCGGUGGGUCAUCUACCGCUUCUUCGAGAGACACGUCGCCUUGCCGUGAAUUAAGUCCUCUUGUGACCAGCUUAAAACCCCCUAUCAUCAUCCGAAGGGGACCUUGCGGAUUUGGCUUCACUGUGCACACUAUCAGAGUUUACUACGGAGACAGCGAUUUUUACACGAUGCAUCACCUAGUUAUGGCCGUUGAUCAGUCUAGCCCAGCGUUCGAAGCUGGCUUGAGACCAGGCGAUCUCAUAACACAUAUAAACGGUGAACCAGUGCAGGGUUUAUAUCACAUACAAGUUCUUCAGUUAAUGUUGAGCGGUGUCGAUCGUGUAACUUUGCGCAGCACACCGUUGGAAAACACCAGCAUAAAAACGGGCGGACGGAAGAGAGAUCUUGCCCAAAGCAAAAUGGCGCGCAGAACGCUCCACAAGCAGCGUAAACAAAAGCGCGAUCAUUCCGAUAAGAAACGAAACACGUCCCUUUUCAAGAGACUUAGUUCCAAACGACACAGUGCGGAGAUACAGCAGCCAUUAACUAUCAGUUGUCCAUUGUCAGCACCCAUUCUAUCCAGCGACAGCAAACCUCCACUUAUGAUGGCUGCAGGACUUUGUUCACCGUCGAUGGUGACACCUAGUCGAUCCUUCCAGUCGUUCACGCGUUCCCAGGAAUCGUCGCCUUAUUUUACAACUUGCACAAAGUCCGUUUGCAGUCCGUCGCCGCCAACGAAUCGCGUUAGUUUGGACUCCUAUCACUCCACUGGCAAUUCAAGUCCCUGCUCCAGCCCGAACUCAUCGUCUCCUGGUUCAAACACGUCUGCGGCAAACUUGACAACUAUCUCGAACCAGUCCCAUUAUCAGAGACCUAGCACCCUUCAUGGUUUGAAGCACAAGUUGCACACGGCGGCAAAAAAUAUCCAUUCACCGAAUCGCAGAAAAUCUGUGGGGCAUAUACCGUUAUCCCCGUUGGCCAGGACUCCAAGCCCAUCGCCGCUUCCUGCUAGUCCAACCAGGAGUCCCAGUCCUCUAACGUUUCCUACAGGACAUCAGCCUGGCAGCUCCAAUACCACGCAGUCCUAUAGUCCAGGGGUCUGCUUGUCAACGCCAAACAACCAGAAGAAAGGCUACGGUCGGCCAAAGUCAGCGGAACCUGGUUCUCCGUUGCUGAGGAGAGCGCUCAGUCCAGACAGGCUUCACCCACGCUCCGCGGAGAACAAGACGUCGAUAUCGCCGUUGGCUAACACGCUGGUAAAAGUAACGCCUCGUGUAACUAUAGCCCAAUCGUCAUCUCAUUCGGAGACUUCCGAGGACAGCAGCGAUAGCUUCAAAGAGUCAAACGAUACCAAGGUCGAGAAGAAACCGCCAACUGAACAAAAAUCCGACUACUCGAAAUUAUCCCAUGCCAUAUCGAUCAACUUAGGGGCUGUGAGCAUGUCGAACUCGUGCGGUAGCACGCAGUUGCCGAGAAUAGCGGAGGAAAAGGACUCGCCAACCGGAACCAAGGGUGACGAUUAUUCAUCGAAGGAAAUUUCGAGCUCCGACAAGGACGAUAAAACUAACGCUUCUGCCAACAAGUUGUCAGAGCCAGAAGAAGCCGUCGACUGCGAUAAUCGUCGCAGUCACGAGUCGACGAAGGCAGACUUGUACGCAAGAAACUCGGAACCGCCUGUCAAUAAAAUUGAAGAAAGAGCUCAGUCCGAUAACUCGUUUAGUAUACACACUCGUAGCUCGCCGGCUACGUCUCACAAGCAAUCGCAGAGCAACGAAAAAGGCUUGCAAGCCUCGUUUCAGAGGGGAUUGUUGCAGAGUUGGGAAAAAUGCUCGCCAUCUUCCGCUCAAAAAACGUCGUUGCAGAGCACCGAGAAAGGCUCGCACUCGGCGAGUCAAAAGUCUCUAUCUCAAAACAGUGAAAAAGGUUUGCAGUCGUCGACUCAAAAACCUUCGUCGCUGAGUAGCGAGAAAGGUUCGCAAGCUUCGGCUCAAAAGCCUCCGUCGCAAAGCAACGAAAGAGUUUUGCAAGCUACGUCGCAGAAAUCGUCCCAAGUCAGCGAGAAAUACGUGCAAACUGCGUCGCAGAAGCUAGCUCAAGGCUUGGAGAAGGGAGCCGCGUCGCAUAAGUCAAACGAACAAAAGGCAGCUGGUAAAUGUUCAGAGGCUAAUCCAGAUGGUAGAAAGAUGUCGAAGAAACACAAAGUCGACAGCUUCGAGGGUACUGGCUGCUCGAACUCGUUCGAACCCGGUGGGUCAGGGAAGGAUAAGAAAAACAAUUAAACUAUGCCCGCGUGUUGAUCAUAUCCUUCUGCCAAUGACACAAUACGUCUUUUUUUUUUGUUUGUUUGUUUGUUUGUCUAAUCAUCGUCACAGUAUGAAUCAAAUUUCGCGAAACGCAAAUAGAAAGUUUAGCGUCUAUGCUCGAAUAAGAGCGAAAGAAAGGUAAAUCAAAAGCAAGACAGUUCUACGUAUACAGCUUUAUAAAGGGAGGCGGUUUGUACUCGAAUCAACUAUCUAUAUAGGCUUCCAGCGAAUAACCCUUUGAAGAAUAACUUCGGUUGGUGUUUCUGGAUAUCUACGAUUGGUAUUUAAGCCAUCCUGUAACUGUAAUCUUUGUCAUACGAUUAAUUUAAUACAAUGAAAUCAAGAUGAAAGUAGAGAAA
Molecule: messenger RNA, 7754 nt
Organism: Hylaeus anthracinus
Lineage: Eukaryota; Metazoa; Arthropoda; Insecta; Hymenoptera; Colletidae
Gene: dop
Product: microtubule-associated serine/threonine-protein kinase 3
Exons: 21
Coding region: 1987-7371 (1794 amino acids)
Biological process (GO): peptidyl-serine phosphorylation; intracellular signal transduction
Molecular function (GO): protein serine/threonine kinase activity; protein binding; ATP binding
Source: RefSeq, a predicted model, not a curated record